Molecule: messenger RNA, 924 nt
Organism: Aspergillus calidoustus
Lineage: Eukaryota; Fungi; Ascomycota; Eurotiomycetes; Eurotiales; Aspergillaceae
Source: the annotation of a GenBank genome assembly
AUGCCAUCAUCCUCUGCUAGAAGCCCUUUCACACUGGAAAAUAUUCCCUUUGGAGUAAUCACAACGCUCAAAAAUCCUAGCCCAAAGUGUGCUACGGCAUUUGAGGACAGCGCGGUGGAUCUGAGCAGGUUAGAAUAUGACGGGUUCUUUGCCCCAAUCCCAGGUUUUCCCAAAAACGUGUUUUCUCAGCCGAAUCUAAACAAAUUUGCCCUGUUACCUCGGGAAAUUCACGCCGAAGUGAGAAAACGACUGAUUGGAUUUCUGUCCACAGACCUUAGCCAGGAUGAUCUCGAGAAAUAUUUUAUCCCGUUGGUUGAAGUGGAGAACCAAUGGCCUAUGGCCACCGCGAACUUUUCGGAUUUUUACUGCUCUUUAGAGCAUGCUGAGAAUUGCUCGGAACUCUUCGGCAUGAAAGUCAGUCCAAACUGGUAUUCCAUCCCGACCGUCUACAACGGUCGCACAUCCAGCCUGAAGGUAUCAAAGGACCCCAUACGCCGUCCAUGGGGGGUCAUCCAGGAGGAAACGAGUCCAGGCCGCAACCCUGUUAUGUGUCCGACCAGGAAGCUCGAUUUUGAACUUGAGAUGGGGAUAUUCCUCUCGAAGCCACUACCCGCUGGUCAGAUUCUCGAUAUCCGGCAUGCCAAAGAGUAUAUAUUCGGCUUUGUGAUCCUAAAUGAUUGGUCUGCCCGUGAUAUCCAGACUUUCGAAAUGGCGCCCCUUGGCCCGUUCCACGGCAAAGGUUGUGGAACAACUAUAUCGCCGUGGAUUGUCACAUUAGAGGCGCUUGAGGUGACUGAGUGCUCAAGAACGAUCCCGCAGUCCCCGCCACCUUUGUCUCAUCUCGCCUGGAAAGGCCCGGAAGAACGUGCCACGUUUAAUAUUGAGCUAACGGCAAAGAUACUAAGUGCGAUUCUUCCCCUUUGA